Amphibalanus amphitrite is the source of this 2134-nucleotide messenger RNA. Its product is annotated as flocculation protein FLO11-like. The transcript has a single exon. The record is from RefSeq and is a predicted model, not a curated record. Gene Ontology annotation, molecular function: serine-type endopeptidase inhibitor activity. Bases 1 to 1839 code for a protein of 612 amino acids. Gene Ontology annotation, biological process: negative regulation of peptidase activity. Lineage: Eukaryota; Metazoa; Arthropoda; Thecostraca; Balanomorpha; Balanidae.
AUGACGGCCAGACUCACUUUCACAGUUGCCCUUGCUCUGUGCACGCUAGGGCCUUCUCUUGUUCAGGGAAGAAGUCUAGUUGGACAUGGCCAGAUCACUGUCACUCUCGAGGACCUCUCCCGGUCUUCAAACAGUACUGUCAUCCACAACGAGACAAUCACUGGCCCGGAGGACAUCAAAGCUGUCAGUGAGACGGAGAGUACCGAGGCCAGCAUUGAACCUAGCCCUGAGAUCAGCACAGAAGCCGAGGGUGAGGCUAUCAACGACGGGGUUAGCACCGAAGCCAGCACCGAUUCUAGCAUCCACAUCAGCAUGGAGGCUAAGAGUCAGGCUGAGGGCUCUGACACUAACACUGGUGAUAGCUUUGAUGAUAGUGCAGAAGCAGGCACCAAACCCAGCGACGAAGGCAGCCCUGAGACAACCAAAAGUCAAGCUGAGAACGACGAGACUAGCUUCAAGACCGACACGGAAACUAGCAACAAUGCUAGCGAAGAGGCCAACUUAGCGGCUAGAAAUGAGGUUGAGUUUGCUGAAACCAGCACCAGUGCUACCUUCGAGCACAGUACAGAGACUGAGGCAGAGGAUGAGAGUACUGAGGCAGAGGAUGAGAGUGCUGAGGCUGAAGCCAGAAUCGAAACUGAGAGUAAGGAUGAGGGAGCCGCGACCGGCACAGAAUCCAGCAUCCAGGUCACCACAGAAGCGGUGAGUGAGGCUGAGACCACCGAGGCUAGCACAGAUGCUAGUUUUGAGGUCAGCACAGAGGCUGAGUAUGUAGAUGAGAUUUCCGAAGCUAGCGGCAAGGAUAGUUUGAAGAUAAGCACAGAGACUAGCAGCCAGCCUGGCAUAGAAACUAGCACACAUGUCAUCACAGAAACUAGCAGCCAUGUGAGCGCAGAGGCCGAGAAUGAAGCUGAGAGCGCUGAUACUAUCGCCGAGCUCAGUAUUGGAGCCAACACCGAGGUCAGCAGGAGCACAGAGGCCGAGAGUGAGGCUGAGAGUGCUGAGGCUGUCACUGAGCUCAGCACAGAAGCUGGCACCGAAGUCAGCAGUAGCACGGAGGCUGAGAGCGCUGAGAUCAGUUUAGAGAUCAGCACCGAGGCUAGCACCAAGCCUAGCGACGAAGCCAGUACAGAGGGCGAGGUUACCAUAGAGGAUAUCGGGCGUGACCUUGAGACUGAAAACGAGUUUGAGAACAUUACGCUGAGUGUUGAAGACGACACUGAGACUGGAGGUGAGGAUGGUCACGUCGAGUUCAGUACCACAGCCAGCUCUGAUGUUAGCACCAAGGCCGAGGGUGAGGAUGAGAACGACUACAUAAGCGCCAAUGAUAGCACGGAGCCUGGCACAGGAGCCGAGGACAGCGGUACCGAGAAUGUAGAACAUGAAGACAGUGAAGCGGAAAACACUGAAGAUGAGGAUGCCGAAGGUGCACUUCACCUAGACGAGUUCACUUCAACUGAGGAUAACUUAACGACAUCUGCUGAAGAGGUGACCGAUAGUCCCCAUCCAGAGAACUGUCAGGAGCCCGGUUUUGUCGAGUGCCCCGCCUGCCUGCAGCCGGGAAACCCCAGGCAUAAUUACACCUGUGACGCCUCUGCCCGCAACUGGUACUUCAGCUACAAGGAUCAGAAGUGUGUAAAAUUUAUUUACGGUGGCUGUGGCGGUAACUUCAACAGGUUUGACAGCAAGAAAGAGUGUUUGAGGUUUUGCAGUAAAUACAUCGACGAAGAUAACGAAAGCGAUCUAGCUGAAGACUACUUUGACAUAUUUAACAAGAUCCCGGAUGGACCAAUUGCCUUCAAACCGGAGGGUAGAGUGAACUAUAGAGGGUUGCUAUAAAUGGCGCGCACCCUUAGAGGUUGUCUCUGUCUUAUUUCACUUCUAGUUAUUGAGCGAAAUAUUUCUUUGAUCGGUUCUCCUGACUGCAAAGUUCGGUCUAGUGUGAUACCAGUCCGAUAAAUUGUUUAGGUAUGCUUGACGAGUGCGCACGAAUCACAGCCAUGUGUUAUCGAAACAAUGCAGUUUAAUUCUUUGUUUCUAUAAGAUACGUUUUAUUGUGUCUCUCUUUUGAUGGAUUUCAGACUUGUUUCCUAGGAUAUGCUGCAAUAAAGAAAACAGAUUGACACUUGACAAA